Messenger RNA from Pygocentrus nattereri (red-bellied piranha), 1431 nucleotides. RefSeq lists its product as uncharacterized. Gene Ontology annotation, biological process: response to bacterium. The coding region runs from base 1 to 1431 and encodes 476 amino acids. The transcript has 8 exons. NCBI's taxonomy places the organism in Eukaryota, Metazoa, Chordata, Actinopteri, Characiformes, Serrasalmidae. The record is from RefSeq and is a predicted model, not a curated record.
AUGGUGACUGUGGAAGUGGAGAAACGGAGCUACCGUCUUUCCACAAGCAUGUGUUUCUCCCCUGAUCACAGACAACUUUGGGAAGGUGCCACUUACUCUGUUCAUGCAGUUAAUCAGGAUCAGCUGAAGAUCGCUGAAGCUGGAGACAGCAUUCAUCUGUCCUGCUUCAGUUCUAGAGAUACAAAAACUACCAUUGUGUGGAUCAAACAAAAUUCCGGGGAAAAACCUGUUGUUAUUGCUACAUCAUAUCAGCACCAACCUGGAAUAUUUCAAAAUGGCUUUGAUCAGAGCGGCCGCUUCGAAACACAAACAGCAGCUGAAAGCUUUAAUCUGACCAUCUCCAAUUUAGAGCCAUCAGACACAGCAACGUACUACUGCACUGUCAUAUUUUUCUAUGAUAUCACUUUUGGAGAAGGAACUUUUCUAGUUGUUAAAGAUGCAUCACUGACAAAGCACAGAGUUCACCAGCACCCGGUGUUAGAGGCCUUUCAUCCAGGAGACUCUGUGACUCUGCAGUGUUCAGUGCUCACUGAGAGCUGCUCAGGAGAUCACAGUGUGUACUGGCUCAGACAUGGAUCAGGAGAAUCCCAUCCAGGAAUCAUUUGCACUCAUGGAAACAGGAGUGAUGAGUGUAAGAAAAGCUCUGAGACUGAUUCUCCUACACAGAGCUGUGUCUACAAACUCCCCAAGAGAAACCUCAGCCUCUCUGAUGCUGGAACUUACUACUGUGCUGUGGCUGCAUGUGGACAGAUCAUAAUUGGGAAUGGAACUCAACUGGAUGUUAACGAUAGUACAUUUUGGAUUCCAACUGUUGUGGCUUUGGCGGCUUCAAACAUGAUAUGUUUGUGUGUGACUGUAAUUCUUGGAGGACUCUUAUGCAAGUACCAGCAAAAAAGUGCUGUUGAUGAUUCUCAAUUGAAUCAGGCUCAGGUUGAAGAGAGAGAUACUAUGAAUUAUGCCUCACUAGGCCUUUCUCAGAGACCCCCCACCACUAGAAGAACUGGAGAGAAGAUGAACCAAGAUCAUGCUUUUACCAGUAUUGCACAAAGCUCCAAAGACCCAUCCCUGCCUGAGGCCCUCAACAAGUUCUACGCCCGCUUUGAGAACCCUGACACCCCCCCCAGCACCAAACUCACACACUCACCAGGAGAGGAGCCCCUCAGCGUGACACCAGCAGAAGUAAGAAGGACGCUGAGGAGGAUCAACCCCCGGAAAGCUGCUGGCCCGGACAACAUCCCCGGAAGGGUGCUAAGAGACUGCGCCGACCAGCUCUCGGACGUCCUGGCGGACAUCUUUAACGCCUCCCUCAUCCAGGCAGCAGUCCCCUCUUGCAUGAAGACUGCCACCAUCAUCCCGGUCCCCAAGAGCUCUGCAGUGACGGGUCUAAAUGACUACUGGCCAGUGGCCCUCACGCCGAUAAGAAUCCUGUAG